AUGACAAAUCCUUAUUUCUUACAACAACAACGACAACAACAACAAAUGGCAAUGGCUGCCGCGGCUGCAAAUGCCAACAGGAAACAACAGACCACAUCACGAUCAGGAUCGGGCUCACAACUGCAAACACAGUCUACACCACACCAACAUCAUGCUCGUAAUAAAAAUCUAAAACCUGAAGGAAACGUGCUACCGCCUAAUCGUAUUCCUUCACCUUAUAAUAUGGAUAGAGCAAGUGUACAACAACAGUAUAUGGAAAUGAUGAAAAAUAUAAUGCAGUCGAAUAAUCACUCCCAUGAUAGUCCAGUACCGCAAGAACUCCCACAUUCUGCGACGCAACAAUCAAAUACGGACCCUAGCACUACUAACAUCAGUCCCGAUGAACUUUUUACAUUGGGGAUGAUGAACCAACAUGACCUCUCGCUGCCACUAAAUUUCCCUCCUAAUGAAAAGGAUGAGAAUACAUAA
Naumovozyma castellii is the source of this 468-nucleotide messenger RNA. RefSeq lists its product as uncharacterized. The transcript has a single exon. The record is from RefSeq and is a predicted model, not a curated record. NCBI's taxonomy places the organism in Eukaryota, Fungi, Ascomycota, Saccharomycetes, Saccharomycetales, Saccharomycetaceae. Bases 1 to 468 code for a protein of 155 amino acids.